AAUAUAUAUGCACACAUCACACUCCAUGGACACUUUGAGCUUGACGAAAUGGAAAUUUCUCAUUUACAAUUCCGCCCUCUUUCUCCCCAACUUCCUUCGCCAAAACCCAGGAUUCUUUGUUCCAAGCUACCUUCAAAACCGAUUUGUUUUUCUUCAUCUUACGUCAAACCCAUUGAUAUUAAGCCUUUCAGAACCCAAUUAGCAAAAGCCCCAGAUCAAUUUUACCCUCUAAAGAAGUUUAUAGCACAGGUCGGAAGAACAGAAUCCGACAGGAAUGAAAUUCUGGUGGGUGAAGAUUCUGCAGAAUUCAACUUGUCGAAACAGAAGAUUUUGUCAUGGGUUUAUUUUACUGGCGUUGGGGGAACUGUAGCUUAUGUUCUUAAGGUGGCGUGGAUUGAUAGCUCCACUGGCCUUGGAAAACCCUUCAUUGACGCUGUUUCGAGCAUUUCCGACAGCCCUGAGGUUGUAAUGUUAAUCCUUAUCAUUAUUUUUGCAAUCGUUCAUAGUGGCUUAGCUAGUCUUAGAGACACAGGUGAGAAACUCAUUGGAGAACGUGCAUUCCGCGUAUUAUUUGCUGGAACAGCAGUUCCACUAGCUCUUAGUACAGUUGUUUAUUUCAUUAACCAUAGAUAUGAUGGUGUACAGUUAUGGCAACUACAGGGUGUUCCUGCAAUACGUGAACUGGCUUGGUUCUCUAAUUUCAUUUCCUUCCUUUUCCUCUACCCUUCAACCUUUAACUUACUGGAGGUUGCAGCUGUUGACAAGCCCCAAAUGCAUCUUUGGGAAACUGGGAUUAUGAGAAUUACGAGGCACCCACAGAUGGUUGGGCAGGUACUUUGGUGUGUGGCUCACACAAUUUGGAUUGGAAAUUCUGUUGUAGUGGCAUCUUCUGUGGGUUUGAUUGUGCACCAUCUUUUUGGUGUCUGGAAUGGAGACCGAAGGUUGGCCAUACGAUAUGGGGAGGCUUUUGAAGUUGUAAAAGCGAGAACAAGUGUCAUCCCAUUUGCAGCAAUUCUUGAUGGGCGCCAGAAGUUGCCGAAAGAUUAUUACAAGGAAUUUCUUCGACUACCAUAUCUAACAAUAACGGCAUUGACUUUGGGUGCAUAUUUUGCUCACCCACUUAUGCAGGCUGCCAGUUUUCAGCUUCACUGGUAGCUUAUAUACGAUUUGUUUCCAUUUGAGGUGCGUGUACCAACUUGCAUAUGCGUAUAUUAGAUGAGAUAUACUAUCAUUCUCUUCGAUUCUUAUAGAAAUGUUGAGUGAUAAAUAUGUCA
Molecule: messenger RNA, 1274 nt
Organism: Olea europaea var. sylvestris
Lineage: Eukaryota; Viridiplantae; Streptophyta; Magnoliopsida; Lamiales; Oleaceae
Product: 15-cis-zeta-carotene isomerase, chloroplastic-like
Exons: 4
Coding region: 49-1155 (368 amino acids)
Biological process (GO): carotene biosynthetic process
Cellular component (GO): chloroplast
Molecular function (GO): 9,15,9'-tri-cis-zeta-carotene isomerase activity
Source: RefSeq, a predicted model, not a curated record